Cercopithifilaria johnstoni is the source of this 432-nucleotide messenger RNA. NCBI's taxonomy places the organism in Eukaryota, Metazoa, Nematoda, Chromadorea, Rhabditida, Onchocercidae. The record is from the annotation of a GenBank genome assembly.
AUGCCUGUAAAAGAAGUCGUACAGAAUCUUUUCACAGAAAAUGUGCCUGCAAUAAACGAGAAAUGUGGCAGUAAAAAUGAGGUGCAAAAUUUUAGUGAAUUAGUAGAUGAACAACAACGAAAUAAGAAGAAAAUUUUAUGUCGUCGUUGUCAAUGUAUUAUUUUUGGUGCUAAACGAGCGACACUUCUAAAAGGAAAGGAUCCAAAAGAAUUAAAAGAAAUGAGUGUUGGUGGAAUGGAAGGUAAACAGACGGAAAAAACGGAUAUUUGGUGGUUUACAACUAACGAAUAUGCAUUUGAUACGAUCGGUUUCCUGACUGUAGAUAAUUUGGAUGUCCUGAUGUGUGGUGAUUGUGAAUUUGGCCCAAUUGGAUGGCGCACAUCAGAUAACAAGAAUUUCUGGAUUGCUGCUGAACGAAUGAACUAUGUUUGA